Molecule: messenger RNA, 1356 nt
Organism: Symbiodinium sp. CCMP2592
Lineage: Eukaryota; Dinophyceae; Suessiales; Symbiodiniaceae
Source: the annotation of a GenBank genome assembly
AUGCGCGAGCGAGUGCUGCCCAGACUUUGUGGCGCGCUGCUGUUCCCAUCCCUUUAUGGUGUCGCGGUACCCAUCAUCAUCAACACUCUUAAGAAGGAUCGCCUGUCCGAUCCCAUGCACUUUCAGGCCAAGCUCUGGCCAGCCCUGAAGCCCCUCUUCAGCGCCAAAGAAAUCCCGAUAGAGGUGGUCACACUCUUCCUAAAGGAGCUGGAUCUUAUGGUCUCCCUCGCCCCAGCAGCUGAGACGCAGGCGGUCUUGUUACCGUUCUUGCUGCGGUGCAUGGAGCUCCAAGAACCGACCAUCCUGAAUGAGGUCUUGGAGAAGGUUCCCUACUUGCACAAGAAGUUCGAGUACCGCCAGGUAAAGGACCAGAUCCUGCCCAGGAUGCUGCAGCUCUUGGGCACCGCUGCGCCAAAAGUGAAGGUCCAGGUACUGAUGGGCUUGAGCCGCAUCUUCGAGAUCUUCGACAAGAACACGAUCCAGGACAUCGUCCUGCCAGCUUUUGAAAAGCUGACGAAAUCGGAUCGUACCCCGGCCAUCUGCAUGUGCUUACUUGGGUGCUACGAUGCCAUGAGCAAGAACCUUGGACCCAAGGUCACUGCCGAACGGAUUCUGCCGUUGAUCAUGCCACUCCUAGCAGAGGAAGGUCUUUCUUUCGACCAGUGGGAAACCCAGCUGACCGUCGCCAAAAAGUUGAUGCAACGAGUCGAGUCUGCACGGAGAAAGGAGUACGAAGCGAGGAAGGAUGCCCAGGCCGAAUCUGAGCACGCCUUGGGUGCCCAGGCGCCGGUCGCUGCACCGGUGCAAACGCAGGCAGAGCCACAGGACUUCGAGUCGUUGCUGAUGGGGCCGUCGAAGGCACCUCCCGCUCCCGCAAAGGCGGCCGCGCCAGUGGCGCCGGUUGCACCUCCACCACCAGCAGGCAACGACCUGCUCGCUGGAGGAUUGAUCGACAAGCCGACCCCAUCCGCUCCAUCCAGUGGCCUUGGGAAUGGCUUUGACCCAUUUGCUUCGGCGGCUGGUACCGGUAGUGCACCUGCGACAACACCAAGCUUCGAUCCGUUUGCGAGUGCUGGGCUCGGUUCUGGCGGAGGAGCGGGUGGCUGUAGCGGACUCGGUGUGAGCCCGGCUGCCACAGGCAUGGGCGCUCCGGGCAUGGGAGCGAUCAACAUGGGAGGGAUGGGGACUGGAGCGUGUGGUGGGUACCCUGGAGGUGCAGUUCCAGGAAUGGGCACCAACAUGCCAAACAUGGGCUCAACGCCCGGCGUUGGUGGCGCCCCAACUGGUCCAGGAAACUUAGGUGGCAUGCGGAACUUGAACUAUGAUCCAUUUGCAGAGUGUGAUACAGGAAAGUGA